CCACAAGCUCUGCGACCUCUCCCUCUUCUUGUCUCUGAUUCACCAACACAAGACUUCUCAAACAAAGAGGCCUGUCAAUUUCUCGUGAAAUUCAUCGCGGCGCUCAUCACCAUGUCUCGCCAUCAUCCCGAUCUCGUCAUGUGCCGCAAGCAGGCCGGCAUCGCCAUCGGCCGCCUCUGCGAUAAGUGCGACGGCAAAUGCCCCGUAUGCGAUUCUUACGUGCGGCCCACGACCCUUGUGCGCAUCUGCGACGAGUGCAGCUUCGGCAACUACCAGAACAAGUGCGUCGUGUGCGGCGGUGAGGGCAUCUCGGAUGCCUUUUACUGCUUCGAGUGCACGCGCCUCGAGAAGGAUCGCGACGGCUGUCCGAAGAUUAUAAACCUUGGAAGUUCCAGAACAGAUUUAUUCUACCAAAAGAAAACGAAUCGUACAACGCAAUAUUAA
Molecule: messenger RNA, 444 nt
Organism: Fusarium keratoplasticum
Lineage: Eukaryota; Fungi; Ascomycota; Sordariomycetes; Hypocreales; Nectriaceae
Exons: 3
Coding region: 112-444 (110 amino acids)
Biological process (GO): mRNA splicing, via spliceosome
Cellular component (GO): precatalytic spliceosome; U2 snRNP; catalytic step 2 spliceosome
Source: RefSeq, a predicted model, not a curated record